CGAUGGCCGACGCCGCGUUUGUUCGGGCGCUAAACACGUCCAAGUGCUACGACUUCGUGCUCGCCACGGGCUACUAUCCCCUCAUGUCGUCCGUCCUCGCGCCAGACGGCGCCGACAUCCCCGAAGCGGUUCUCGAAGGCGCACUCGGGCUGGUCCACCCAGUCCUUCGCCAGCCCAAUUCUCGAAAGCACGCGGUGCUUGCGUUCUGGCCCAAGUCGCACCGGCUGCGGCUCAUCGGCAUCCAGUCGGCGGUCGCCGCCGUCGAAGCCGUCCUGCGCGACGAGGCCGGAACGUCGCAGCACGACGAGGCCGGAACGUCGCAGCACGACGAGGCCGACACAUGGUUCCUUGGGUAUCCCACCAAGGAAGUGCUUGUCUGGGCGCUCGUCACCAUGGUCGGGUCGCAUACGGACGUCGGAUCCAAGUACCAUUGGGACGGCGUCGGGCUGUCGUCGUCGCGUGACAAUCCGAUGCUGAGCUCGACUUGGUACGACAACAAUGCCGACAAUGCCCCUAUGACCGCGCGCCUUCUUGCCAUCGUGCUUGCCGUCUUCAUUGGCUGCAUGAUGGAGAGCGAAGUCUAA
Saprolegnia parasitica CBS 223.65 is the source of this 584-nucleotide messenger RNA. RefSeq lists its product as hypothetical. The transcript has 2 exons. The record is from RefSeq and is a predicted model, not a curated record. NCBI's taxonomy places the organism in Eukaryota, Oomycota, Saprolegniomycetes, Saprolegniales, Saprolegniaceae. The annotation marks the transcript as partial.